GAACGCUCCCGGGGUGCGCGCCGUCAGGGGGAGUUUGCCUGGUGGCCGCGCGGAGAGCCGUGUCAGGGGGCAGCGAGAGGGCAGCGCUGCAGUCUCCCUGCGUGCGGUGGCUGCGGGGCCCCUGACGCGAGUGGAACCUCGUUUUGGGCAGCACUUACUGACGGGAAAGGUUUGGAGGAAGCAACCAGGAACAGUGACCAGUCCUCCUCUCAUGAUGUGGACCUUUUUGGGUAUUGCCUCCUUCAUCUACGUGUAUAAAAAGUGCGGAGACCUCAUGACUUAUGCUAAUAAGGAGGUGCUACUGUCUGUGUUAGUGUUUUUCUCCCUCGGCUUGCUGCUGUCCUACAGAUACCACUUUAGGGGACCCAAGCAGCAGCAGCAGCAGCGUCAGAAGAAGAGCCACCUUAGGAUGCUCUCUGAUGUUCUCUCAGCUUUACCACUUGUUGGAUUCUUCUGGGCCAAACCCACCCCAGGAUCUCAACAAGUUGAACAACCCAGAUCCAGAAAGGGUAAAAGAGAUGUAAAGGUCUCAGAUGUGUAUCUGGCAGAGACUGCUUCAAAUGGAACUUUAUCACCCCAAUAUGAUCCAGAAAUUAUCAUCGUGGGAUCAGGUGUCCUUGGUUCUUCCUUGGCCAAGGUGCUCUCGAGGGAUGGAAGAAAGGUGACUGUUAUAGAGAGGGAUCUGAAAGAACCUGACAGGAUAGUUGGAGAAUUGUUGCAACCUGGAGGUUUUAAUGCACUGAGAGACUUGGGUCUUGAAGAUGCUGUCGAAGGUAUCGAUGCACAAAUAGUAAAUGGCUACAUAGUUCAUGACAGAGAGAGCAACUCGGAGGUUGAAAUUCCUUACCCAAUAUCUGAGGAUGGUCGCGUGGAGAGUGGAAGGUCCUUUCAUCACGGCCAGUUCAUCAUGGGUCUCCGAAGGGCAGCUAUGGCAGAGCCCAAUGCAAAAUUUAUUGAGGGGACUGUACUACAGUUGCUUGAGGAGGAUGACUGUGUCGUGGGUGUUCAGUACAAGGACAAAGAAACUGGAGACACUAAGGAACUUCAUGCACCACUGACUGUUGUAGCUGAUGGACUUUUCUCCAAGUUCAGAAAAAACUUGGUCUCCAACAAAGUUACUGUUUCAUCCCAUUUUGUUGGUUGCAUUUUGAAGGAUACACCACAGUUUAAAGCUAAUUAUGCUGAACUUGUUUUAGCCAAAACUAGUCCAGUGCUCAUCUAUAAGAUUUCCUCGACUGAAACUCGGGUCCUUGUUGAUAUUCGAGGUGAAAUGCCAAAAAAUUUAAAAGAAUACAUGACUGAGAACGUUCAUCCACAACUACCUGAUCACUUAAAGGAACCAUUCUUGAUAGCGGUGCAGAAUGAUCGCUUAAGGACGAUGCCAGCCAGCUUCCUGCCCCCUUCAACUGUUAACAAAAAAGGUGUUCUUCUUUUAGGAGAUGCAUAUAAUAUAAGACACCCUCUGACUGGGGGAGGAAUGAGUGUUGUUUUAAACGAUGUCAAAAUAUGGAGAGGUUUGCUCCAGGAUAUCCCAGAUCUUUAUGAAGAUUCUGACGUUCUUAAGGCAAAAAGAACAUUUUACUGGUCAAGGAAAAAAUCUCAUUCUUUCGUGGUGAAUGUUCUUGCCCAGGCACUUUAUGAACUCUUUGCUGCCACUGAUGAUUCCUUGCACCAGCUGAAGAGAGCCUGUUUCCAUUACUUCAGGCUGGGUGGAGAGUGUGUCUCAGGCCCCGUUGGAUUGCUGUCGGUGCUGUCUCCUAAGCCGCUGGUGCUGAUCGGACACUUCUUUGCCGUGGCAUUAUACGCCGUCUAUUUCUGCUUUAAGUCAGAGCCCUGGCUCACCAUACCUCGAGCGUUUUUCAAGAGUGGAGCUAUUCUUUACCGGAGCUGUUCUAUAAUAUUCCCACUUAUUUACUCUGAAGUGAAACAUUUAGUCUAUUGAAACCCAGGGGGAAACAACUGGAGGAAGAAAACCUGAAAGUCACUUGAAAGCCUUCAAAAUCUUUGGACAUGUACUAUUUAAUACUGUGUUAUGUUUUCUUCUUCAAAAUGCAAUUUCCUUGAUAAGGAUUUGACUUAAUCUGGGGGUUGUGGUUAUAUAUGGAUAUAUUAUAUGUAAAUAUUCUUUUCUUUGCAAUGAAAGUUGAAAAAGGAGUUAGCUGUUUACAAGGAGCAUAAUCAAGUGUUGACAUGCGGUAGGUAAUUGCCAGUUUUGUCAGAAUUUCAUUCCUUGCUUUAUCCGUGGCUGAGUGCACCACUAAUAUUAAUAAACUUAGAAGUGAAAACUGUAAA
This is a messenger RNA of Colius striatus (speckled mousebird), 2292 nucleotides long. RefSeq names its product squalene epoxidase (gene SQLE). The transcript is spliced from 12 exons. NCBI's taxonomy places the organism in Eukaryota, Metazoa, Chordata, Aves, Coliiformes, Coliidae. Gene Ontology annotation, biological process: sterol biosynthetic process; cholesterol metabolic process. Gene Ontology annotation, cellular component: endoplasmic reticulum; membrane. The coding region runs from base 212 to 1942 and encodes 576 amino acids. Gene Ontology annotation, molecular function: flavin adenine dinucleotide binding; squalene monooxygenase activity. The record is from RefSeq and is a predicted model, not a curated record.